Argiope bruennichi is the source of this 4831-nucleotide messenger RNA. RefSeq names its product myosin-6-like. NCBI's taxonomy places the organism in Eukaryota, Metazoa, Arthropoda, Arachnida, Araneae, Araneidae. Bases 1 to 1851 code for a protein of 616 amino acids. The record is from RefSeq and is a predicted model, not a curated record. The transcript is spliced from 12 exons.
AUGCCUGCUAAAUUGUCGGGAGAUUUCCACAAAAUGUCUCUUCAACAUCAAAGAGCAGCGGAUGGACCGAGAAGUUCCUUCGAUAAGACGGCUUCUCGGAAAACGCCUUCGCCUAAUGAAGUCAUUGUUUCCGGAGCAGCGGGCCUGCGUUUUGCUCACUCUGAUUGCUUGCAUAACGACCGGGUUCUGUGGAUUUUUGUGUUGUUUAUGCGUUUUCUGCGAACGAUGCUGUGGAAAAGGAAGCGUCUUCAGUCAAUACAGGAGCUAUUUUUCAAAAAUGAAGAUGAAUGGGAUGAAAUCCUGCAACGCUUUCGUGAAGAAGGCCUGGACCCCAACCUCCCGGAUGAUCGCAAACUCCUGUAUGUGUGGAGGUGGUUGGUGGAUGCAGAGACCAACUGCAUCUCCCUGCGCCACCAACUGGAUAAGCUCAGCAGGAGGCAGGCUGAUGAAAUGGAGGAAAUUCGGAGUUGCAUGGAACAAAUGUGCAAUGCUUGGGAGGUUAAGGUAUCGAAACUCGAAGAAGAAAACAAAAGAUUCCAGGAACAGCUCAAUUUUAGUGGCCAAAAUUCCGGAAAAAUUGUUAGUCAAGAAAUCAAUCAAAUGCUUAUUGAAGAAGGACUUUCUGACAUCACCGAUCUUGGUGUUGUUGAGCAAUUUGCCUAUUUGCUUGACAUGAGGACUCGAUUGCAAACAAAACUAGAGCAGGAAUCUGCUCUACGUAGGAAAUGUGAACAACUGAUUCGCAUUUCUUCCAAUUUACCUGACUGUCUGAAACUGAGUUCUCCUUAUAUUCAAAGGAUAUUAGAUCGACAAAAGGAUGAAUAUGAGGAAGAAAUCAGACACCAGCAGGAAACGAUGAAGCAUGUGAAAGAGCAGUUGAAGCAGGUUCAUGAAGAUGAACUUCAGAGACUCACUGCUGAGAAUGACAAACUCAAUUCAGAGCUUAGCAAACUUAGUCAAAAGCUACAAGAGCUAGUUACAAAUAUUGCCAAACAUCAAGAAAAGGAUGUAACAAACUUGCCGUGGGUUCAACAUAUACUGGAUGGAAGCCAUGAGAAGGAAAUGAAAAAUCUUAAGGAAGAAGUAGAACGAUUAAAAAAUUAUUGUCAAGAUCAGCAGAAGCAGAUUCGCGAACAAUGUGAAACUAUGCGAAUACUGGAGAGAACAAAUAAGCAACUAGAAUUAGACAAUGAGACCUUGGCUUUCAAACUUUCUGAAUCUCUUGCUCAGUUUGAUGAGCUAGAAGACCAGCUCAGACGAGAAGCAACUAGAGUCAGAAGAGAAUCUCUAUAUAAUAAAAUUGCAUCCAAGGAAACAAAUGUCAAAAAUAUCAACAAAAUACUUGACAACAGGCCAAACACACAAGAUCCUGCAUUUGGAGAUCAAGUGAAGCAGCUGAAAGAGGAAUCGACAGCAUUGAAAGAGCAACUGGAAUCUGUUCAGCAGCAGCUGGAAAUAAUGUCCCUCAAGUAUCAGCAGCAUAAAGAGAGAUACAGAGAAAAAAUAUAUCGAUUGCGUGAUUUGCAGGAUCAGGAGCACCGUGAGUGGAAGGAGAGAUUUGAAAAUUGCAACAAAGAGUUGGCAAAUCUGCGGGACAUGCUCUCCCGAGAGCAGGAGUGGAGAGUGCAGAUAGAAGCUGAUUGCCGUAAACUCAAAAACGACAAUCAGCUAUUAAAAAAUGGAAUUCUAGAAAAGGAAAAAAAUGAACGAGAUACUAAUUUUGAAAUUUCCUCUAUUCAACGAGAUGUUGAGAAGCUAAAAUCUGCUGCAUCACGCCCUCCCACUACAACAUCAUCUCCAUCGCGGCGCCAUAGUGUGUGGCCUGUUGUAUCAUACCCAAAGAAAUGGUGACACUUUUGGAUAAUGAUCACACAACAAGACUAUUUAAUGUUGAAUGUUUUAGCAUCAUUUACGUGUGAGAGAGAGUCUCAUUUCUUUUAACUUUGCUUGCUUAAUCUGUUGUCUCUGUAUAUAUUUUAAACAAAUAGUGAAAAAUAUAUAAUAUUUCAAUGUUCUGAUUUCUGCAGACAUGGGAUUUUUAAUAAUAAAUCAAGACUUAUGUGUAGUUUUGUACUGCAUGUGGAGGAAUGCUUAUAAUUUUAAUUCAUGAAAAAAUUAAUGCUUUUAAAUCAAUAUAUAAUUUUUUUCAGUUUUUUAAAUUGAAUAUUUAAUCAUGCUAAAUUGGCCUGGCAUUCUAGACAAACAUAGAGAGGAAUUAAGCCAAGACAGUUAAAAAAACACUUAAUAAUUGACGUGAUAAUAAUAACUAUUACAUAGCAGAAUUAGUGUAUAUUUGAAAAAUUAUUAUUGUUGUCUGAAACAAAAUGACUAUACUUUAUCGGUAGCACAAGUUAUUAAUGAGAAUUCUUCAUUAAAAAACAUUUAAUUUUUUCAAUAUGAAUUAUUUACUUAUGAAUAAAAAAUUAAUAUGAAUAUUGGGCAUAUUUCAGUUUUGGUUUAAAAGAAGGAAAUUAAAAUUUUCCCUACUAAUGCGUGUGGCUGGUCCUUUUAGUUCUGUUGUAGUUACAUUUAAAAAUUUAAAUCUUAAAUUCCUGUUUAAUCAAGUUAAAUGUAAAUAAAAUUUAUAUUUGUGUUAAAAUUAUUCCAAAUAACAGAUCUCAAAUUUUAGAUUGCUCACAUUAAUUUUAGAAAAUAUUUCUUUAUGGCAAUGCUUUAUGAGUAAUAUGCCUUUUUCUAUUCACAAGUUUUGUUUAGAUUUGUGAAAUCAUUUUCUAUAUGAUUGCUGAAUACUUAAUUAAUAGUUUAGAUUUGUCGAUCAAACUAAAUUUUUUUUCAAGGAAAAUUUAUAGAAUGCUCUGAAAAUUUGUUUGCCCCCUUCUAAUAAUCUAAUUUUAUUUUUAAAUUGCUAAGUACAUUUUUGUCAGCAUUCCUCUUUAGCUUCACAAAGCUUCAUGUGUAGUCUUGAAUUUUGAAAGUAGUUUCUCCCUCUUUGUGAUAGAAAUUAGCUAGUUUUAGCUACCAAAAUGUGUGCCAGUGUACAUAAGUCAUCUCAGUUCCUGUUUUUAUGUGUGAUUUUAAACUUGCAUCAGUCUCUAGAAUAUGUGGUACAAAUGCAUUAGUUAUCUAUUUUUCAUAUGUUUUAUGAGUGAUACUGUUGAAAGCUGCCUUAUUACAAAAUGAUUUUACAUUCCAUUUUAUGUUAGUCUUUUAGCAGAAUUAUUCCAAAGUCUAGUCCAAAGAGAUUUUAUAAUUAUUAAAGGAUUUUCUUUUUUUUUAAAUUAAGAAAGCAAAGAACUGAAUAAUAAUAUUAUAAAAGUGUAAGGAAAAGAGAUUGUAGCUUUUUGUUUUGCUUAUUUUAAAAUAUUAAUUUUAGCACAAUUAAAAAAAAUAUUUUUUCCAUCAGUUAAUUUUGGUUAUUUUUUUUAAAAAAAAUAUUUUGACAUGUGCACAAAAAUUUCAAAUAAUUAAAUAUUAUUUUUGAUUUACCAUUAUGUACAUUUUUGUAAAUAACAGUUUUUUUCCCCUCAGCAUAAUGCUAUUAUGAUAAAAUUUAGCUAAUUUAAUAUAAAACUAUUAAUUAUUAAAAGCAUUACUGAUGUAUCAAGUAAUGUUUAUAAUGUAUAACUGUAUCAAGUACUUAUUUAAAUUUGCAUAUUGUUAACAAAUUUAAAAUGAGCAAAAUUUAGAAUUUUGAAAAUGUUAUUUUGAUAUAAAAUUAUUUUUGACAUGAGUAAGUUUAUGCAAUGCUAAUUUCCUGAUUCAUUAGAAAUUAAAAAUUUUAGGUUUGUGGGAAAGGUGGAUAAAGAAAAAUUUCCUGAUUCAUUUCUCAAAAUUAAUUAAAAUUCUUUUCAAAAUUAUUCAAUUCACUUAGGUUUCAUUUUGUACUUAUUUAAUUUUCAAUUCUAGUACAAAGCAGAAGCAAAAUAAUGUUAACAGAAGAUAUACUUUCAUGACAAUUUUCUGUAUUAAAAAUAUUAAUGAAGAAUAUUUAUUUUAUGCUGAGUCAUGCAAAACAUAGUUAUUAAAUCCAGUUUAAUAAUUUGAUUUUAAUUGAAUUAAUUUUAUUUGGCUAAAAAAUUGGUUGUUUCAUAUAAUUUUGAUUUCUUACUCAUGAAAGAGAUUUCUGAAAGCAAAAUUCUUGAUCCAUUUUCAAUACUCUGUUGUUUUAUUUUAUAUAAUUCUAGAUAAUAUAUAGUUAUGAUAAAAUGAUAAAGGCUACUUAUAAACUUAGAGACAAACAUUAUUUUGCUAGUUCAAAAAUUUCAUGCAUGAAAUAAAUAAGCUUGUUUGCAGAUUUAUUUUAAUCUUGUAGAUUAAAGAAGAAAAAAGAUAUUGUUUCUAUUUCCUGUAUAUUCUACGAUCAUCAUAUCAAAUGAUCUAUCAUCGUCUUCACAUAAAGAAAUAAUUGUGAUUUCAAAGUGAUGUCAAACUGUCCAUCCAUUUAAAGUAAUAAUUAGUGAAACUAAAUAACUCUUUUAGGUAGAAUGUGAUUGCUAGAUUCUUAAAGGGAGAAAUGUGUCAAAGGUGAUAAUUUUAUUUCAGAUUCAAUUUUUUAUUGUUCAAAAAUUGUUCCAUUAUUAAAAUGAAAUUUAUAUUCAGUUUUUUAAGCUUGAAUUUUCUUUUUUAUUUACUAAGUGCUUUUUGACCAAAUAUUGUAUUUUAUAUUUUUGCUUAUCUAUUUGUGAAUCUAGUCACUUUAUUUGAAAGUCGUUGUUAUUGUUGAAUUUUGUUUUUGCAUUGUCACUGUUAAGAAUAGCACAAAUUAUUUUUCAGUUCCUUUUUUUUUUUUUUUUUUUUCAGAAUAUGAUUUCUGUAAUUUUUAUUGACUUAUUCUUCUGUGUCUGUGCAGAAUGAAGAACUGUGCAUUACU